Heterobasidion irregulare TC 32-1 is the source of this 1635-nucleotide messenger RNA. It is a transcript of the gene cyp54, whose product is annotated as cytochrome P450 monooxygenase 54. Lineage: Eukaryota; Fungi; Basidiomycota; Agaricomycetes; Russulales; Bondarzewiaceae. The record is from RefSeq and is a predicted model, not a curated record. Bases 1 to 1635 code for a protein of 544 amino acids. Gene Ontology annotation, molecular function: heme binding; monooxygenase activity; oxidoreductase activity, acting on paired donors, with incorporation or reduction of molecular oxygen. The transcript is spliced from 14 exons.
AUGACUAUGCUCGCUGUGCAAUUCGCCGCUGGCCUUUUUGCGGCGUGCGGGACAGCCUUGGUAUGGAAGUUGGUCGUUCGCUGGGUGAAGCAGGCGCCCCUCCGGAAUAUUCCUGGUCCUCCCAGCAAGUCUCUCUGGUCAGGAAAUAUGGGUGAAGUUUUUGAUCUUCGCGGUUGGAAAUUCCAUGCCGACAUCGCGGCCAAAUAUGGGAGAAUCGUAAAGCUCAAUGGUAUCCUUGGAGACGCCUUCCUCUACGUCAGUGAUACCCGGGCGCUCUAUCAGAUACUCAUCAAAGAUCAAUAUACAUUCGAAGAACCAUCGGAAGUAAUAGAGAUGAAUAAGCUCGUCUUUGGUCCGGGUUUGGUGUCGGCUCUGGGGGAAGAUCAUAAGCGACAGAGGAAACUCCUGACCCCCGUGUUUUCUAGCAGCCACAUGCGCUACAUGACUCCCAUAUUUGAUCGGAUAGCCCACCAAGUUGAGAACGAAAAGGGAAGGGCCGAAAUCGACAUGAUGGAUUGGAUGACUCGUGCCGCUCUUGAGAUCAUUGGCCAAGGAGGGCUUGGGUACUCAUUUGACAGUAUGGACGUCAACGCCAAAAAUGUGUAUGCCAACGCAACGAAGAACCUCCUACCGACGGUUACGUCCCCUAAGAUGAUGAUUGCAGGACAGUUCCUGCCGUGGGCAGUCAAGGUUGGAAAUGCCGCCUUCCGAAAAUUUGCAGCGAAAUAUAUUCCAUGGAAAGAAUGGCAAAAUCUCGUCGGGAUUGUGGACGUCAUGGAUCGCACUUCUCGACAUGUGUUCGAUAGUAAGAAAAGGGCUCUGGAGAUGGGUGAUGAGGCCGUCUUGAAGCAAGUUGGAGAAGGGAAGGAUCUCACGAGUAUUCUUCUGAAAGCAAACAUGGAUGUCGCGGAGGAGGAUCGUCUUCCCGAGUCCGAACUGGUAGCUCAAAUGAACACUUUGAUAUUUGCAGCUAUGGAUACCACAUCCUCCGCCCUCUCUCGGAUUCUUCAACUGCUCACCGAGAACCCAUCAGUUCAAGACAAGCUGCGCGCGGAAUUGACCGAGGCUACAGCCAAUGGUGAUCUGAACUACGAUAGCCUCAACGCGCUCCCGUACCUCGAAGCCGUAGUACGGGAAACCCUCAGGCUACAUCCUCCAGCUGUCUCUGUCAACCGAACCUGUCGUAAGGACACAAUGCUGCAGCUCGGGACACCAAUCAUAGGGGUCGACGGGAAAAAAAUGUCGGAAAUAUUUGUCCCCAACAACACGAGCAUUAUCAUCAGCAUUCUCUCUGUCAAUAGAGACCCAGGCAUCUGGGGCCCCGAUGUGAUGGAGUGGAAGCCCGAGAGAUGGCUUGCGCCACUGCCUUCCAGUGUAACGGAUGCUCACAUUCCCGGAGUCUAUGCCAAUACGUUAACGUUCCUGGGUGGAGGCCGUGCAUGCAUCGGAUUCAAGUUUUCUCAGUUGGAAAUGAAGGUGAUACUUGCGGCUCUGCUGCCCGCUUUUCAGUUUGCACCAUCCAAGAAGCACAUUUCCUGGACCAUGGGAGGGGUCUCUGGGCCCGUAGUAGAGGGAUCGUCACAGCCAACCAUGCCCCUCGUGCUGACGUUGGUGAAAGGCAAAAACGGUGUGUGA